UAAACAUCAUGCAUCAUCCUGCAUUUCAUAGUCUCAAAUCAAAGUCUCACACAAACUUCCUUUUCCAGAAAAAGGGUCAACUCGUUUCAUACGGUGGCCCCACGUAUCAUCUACAAGUCAACCCGUACUCACUACACUCGAGCAAACGUAAAGAAGAAGAUGGAUUAUCUUGAGCAGGAAAAUCGGGUACUUCGUGAAGAAAUGACAGCCAUGCAGACUAGGAUGGACGAGAUGGCUGAAUUAAUAAAAACAAUGGCGGAAGCUCAGACUCAAGCUCAAGCACAGAUUCAAGCACAAGCGCAAGCAUUGGCACAAGCGCAAACUCAAGCUCAGGCCAUAACAGAAGCGCAGGCCCGAUCACAAGCACCUCCACCUCCUCCUGUCAGAACUCAGGCCGAGGCAUCUUCUUCUUGGACACUAUGUGCUGACACUCCAACGCAGUCCGCUCCGCAACGUUCCACGCCUUGGUUUCCACCUUUCACUGCUGGGGAGAUAUUUCGUCCUAUCACUUGUGAAGCUCAGAUGCCCACUCACCAGUACACGGCUCAAGUACCCCUACCUGCCAUGAGGGUCACUCCAGCCACCAUGACCUACUCAGCACCUGUGAUACAUACAACCCCGCAAACUGAAGAACCUAUCUUUCAUUCAGGGAAUGUAGAGGCUUACGAGGAAGUAAGCGACCUACGAGAAAAGUAUGAUGAACUACGCCGAGACAUGAAAGCCCUCCGUGAAAAAGGGAAAUUUGGGAAGACUGCGUACGAUCUCUGUUUGGUACCGAGUGUGCAGGUACCUCACAAAUUCAAGAUUCCAGACUUCGAGAAAUACAAAGGGAGUUCUUGCCCUGAGGAACAUCUAAAAAUGUAUGUGAGAAGGAUGCCUGCGUAUGCCCAAGAUGAUCAGAUUCUUAUUUACUACUUCCAAGAAAGCUUGACCGGCCCUGCUUCAAAGUGGUACACAAACCUAGACAAAACAAGGGUUCAAACUUUCCGUGACCUUUGUGAAGCUUUUGUGGAACAGUACAGUUACAAUGUAGACAUGACUCCGGACCGAAGUGAUCUCCAAGCCAUGACUCAGGGAGAUAAAGAGACGUUCAAAGAGUACGCCCAACGGUGGAGAGACACCGCUGCCCAAGUCAGCCCACGAAUUGAGGAGAAAGAGAUGACCAAGCUCUUCCUAAAAACUUUGAAUCAUUUUUAUUACAAAAAGAUGGUCGGGAGUACACCAAAGAGCUUCGCGGAGAUGGUUGGUAUGGGAGUACAGUUAGAAGAAGGAGUCCGAGAAGGACGCUUAGUAAAGAAUACAACUCCUGCCAGUGGGACCAAGAAGACCGGGAACCAUUUCCCGAGGAAGAAAGAACAAGAAGUCGGUAUGGUGACUCAUGGAGGGCCUCAACAAACUUAUCCAGCCUAUCAACACAUUGCUGCCAUCACACCCACCUCUCACCCUUUUCAACAAACAAAUAACCAUCCUCAAAUACCACAAUAUCCUCAAUUCCCACAAAAUCCUUCACCACAAAAUGUCCAACAACAAAAAUUACUUCCCGGCUUACUCAAGAAAAACCUUGUCCAAACUAGAACAGCUCCUCCUAUCCCAGAAAAACUACCAUCUUGGUAUAGACUUGACCAAACUUGUGACUUCCAUGAAGGGGGCCGUGGCCAUAACAUUGAAACUUGUUAUGCCUUUAAAAGCACAGUACAGAGGUUGAUCAAUGAUGGAAAAAUAACUUUCACAGACUCGGCGCCAAAUGUUCAAACAAACCCAUUGCCGAAUCAUGGUGCCGCAACAGUCAACAUGAUCGAAGACUGUCAAAAGACUCGUCCCCUUCUGAAUGUUCAACAUAUCAGAACACCCUUGGUCCCGUUACAUGCCAAGUUAUGCAAAGUCGACCUUUUUGAGCAUGAUCAUGAUCUCUGUGAAAUAUGCCUUAUGAACUCCGGAGGAUGUCAGAAAGUAAGAAAUGAUAUUCAAGGGCUUCUAGACCGAGGAGAGCUUGUGGUCGAAAGGAGGUGUGAUGAUGUGUGUGUAAUAACUCCUGAAGGGCCUUUGGAGGUAUUUUAUGACAGUCGAAAGUCAACUAUCACCCCUCUGGUGAUCUGCUUACCGGGUCCACUGCCAUAUGCUUCUGAAAAAGCCAUCCCAUACAAAUACAAUGCCACCAUGAUUGAAGAGGGUCGUGAGGUUCCAAUACCGCCUUUGUCUAGUGUGGAUAAUAUUGUUGAAGACAGUAGAGUUCUGAGAAAUGGGCGCGUUGUUCCCAUAGUGUUCCCAAAGAAGAUUGAUGCUACAAUAAACAAGGAGGUUCGGACUAAAGAUGCUGGUAUCGCCAAAGAAGUGGAUCAACCCAAUGGGGAUGGUACAAGUACAGAGUUUGAUGAGAUUCUCAAGUUAAUAAAGAAGAGCGAGUACAAGGUUGUUGACCAACUGAUGCAGACUCCAUCCAAAAUAUCCAUAAUGUCUUUAUUACUAAAUUCUGAGGCCCAUAAAGAUGCAUUAAUGAAGGUCUUAGAACAAGCUUUUGUGGAUUAUGAUGUAACGGUGGGUCAGUUUGGCGGAAUAGUAGGGAACAUCACUGCAUGCAACAACUUGGGUUUCAGUGAUGAAGAGCUCCCAGCAGAAGGAAGGAACCACAAUCGGGCGCUGCAUAUAUUUGUGAACUGUAAAACCGAUGCUUUGUCAAAUGUACUGGUGGAUACUGGAUCAUCUUUGAAUGUGUUGUCCAAAACAACUUAUACCCAACUCGCUUACCAAGGCGCACCUUUAAGACGAAGUGGGGUAAUGGUGAAAGCUUUUGAUGGCUCGAGGAAGGAUGUCCUUGGAGAGGUGGUUCUACCUAUCACAGUUGGGCCACAAGUUUUUCAAGUUAAUUUUCAAGUCAUGGACAUUCAAGCUUCAUAUAGUUGCUUACUGGGUCGACCUUGGAUUCACGAAGCAGGGGCUGUCACAUCCACACUGCAUCAAAAGCUGAAGUUUGUGAAGAAUGGGAAGCUAGUAACUGUAAACGGUGAAGAGGCUUUAUUGGUGAGUCAUUUGUCGUCUUUCUCUUUCAUUGGGGCAGACGAUGUCGAAGGGACACCUUUUCAAGGGUUUACUAUAGAAGAUAAGAAUACCAAGAGGAAUGAAGCCUCUAUCUCGUCUCUGAAAGAUGCUCAGAAAGUCAUACAAGCAGGAGGGUCCACAAGUUGGGGAAAACUGAUAGAGCUUCCAGAAAACAAGCACCGAGAAGGUUUGGGUUUCUUCCCAUCUACUGGUUUGUCCACAGCAAAGAAGGGCACUUUCCACAGUUCGGGCUUUAUCCAUGCAAUCAUUGAAGACGAUCCUGAAAGUGUGCCACGAGGUUUUAUAACGCCAGGAGUAUCCAGCCACAAUUGGGUUGCCGUAGAUGUUCCUUUUGUUGCUCACUUAUUAGAAAUCGACGAACCCGUUGAACAACAUAACUUUGAGUUCCCUGUGUAUGAAGCGGAGGAAGAAGAGAAUGAAGAGAUCCCUGACGAAAUCUCUCGACUACUCGAACAAGAGAAGAAGACCAUUCAGCCUUAUGGGGACGAACUAGAAGUGAUUAAUUUGGGCACCAAAGAAGACAAGAAAGAAAUCAAGGUUGGGGCAUCGCUCGAAACAAGUGUUAAAAAGCAAGUGAUAGAGCUCCUCAAAGAGUACGUUGAUGUGUUUGCCUGGUCCUACCAAGAUAUGCCGGGUCUAGACACUGAUAUUGUGGUGCAUCACCUACCUUUGAAACCUGAGUGUCCGCCAGUCAAACAAAAGUUGAGAAGAACACGUCCUGACAUGGCUCUCAAAAUCAAAGAAGAGGUACAGAAACAGAUCGACGCUGGUUUCCUCAUCACAUCAAAUUACCCCCAAUGGUUAGCUAACAUAGUGCCUGUUCCAAAGAAAGAUGGUAAGGUCAGAAUGUGUGUCGACUACCGUGAUUUAAACAAAGCUAGCCCGAAAGACGACUUUCCUUUACCUCAUAUUGACGUGUUGGUUGACAGUACUGCCAAGUCCAAAGUCUUCUCAUUCAUGGAUGGAUUCUCCGGUUAUAAUCAAAUCAAGAUGGCACCUGAAGAUAGAGAGAAAACAUCAUUUAUUACACCUUGGGGCACUUUUUGCUACAAAGUAAUGCCGUUCGGUUUAAUCAAUGCAGGAGCUACUUAUCAGAGGGGUAUGACUACUCUUUUCCACGAUAUGAUACAUAAAGAGAUCGAGGUCUAUGUGGAUGAUAUGAUAGUCAAGUCGAUUACUGAAGAAGACCAUGUCAAGUAUCUACAGAAGAUGUUCCAGCGCCUAAGGAAGUACAAACUUCGUCUAAAUCCCAACAAAUGCACUUUUGGUGUCAGAUCCGGAAAGCUUCUAGGUUUCAUUGUCAGCCAGAAAGGCAUCGAAGUAGAUCCUGACAAAGUCAAAGCCAUCAGAGAGAUGCCUGCUCCGAGAACAGAAAAAGAAGUAAGGGGUUUUCUUGGACGACUAAAUUACAUCUCCCGGUUCAUUUCUCAUAUGACUGCAACUUGUGGGCCGAUAUUCAAACUACUCCGCAAAGAACAAGGUAUUGUGUGGACCGAAGAUUGCCAGAAGGCUUUUGACAGCAUAAAGAAGUACUUGCUAGAACCACCGAUUCUCAUCCCUCCAGUUUAAGGAAGACCUUUGAUCAUGUACCUAACGGUGUUAGAAAAUUCCAUGGGUUGUGUGCUCGGACAACAAGAUGAAACCGGAAGAAAAGAGCACGCCAUUUAUUAUUUAAGCAAGAAGUUUACUGAAUGUGAAUCUCGAUACUCCAUGCUCGAGAAGACAUGUUGUGCUCUAGCCUGGGCUGCCAAACGCCUCCGUCAUUAUAUGAUUAAUCACACUACUUGGCUGGUAUCUAAAAUGGAUCCAAUCAAGUACAUAUUUGAGAAGCCCGCUUUGACAGGAAGGAUUGCACGGUGGCAGAUGCUACUAUCUGAGUAUGAUAUCGAGUACCGUUCCCAGAAGGCAAUUAAAGGCAGUAUUCUUGCUGAUCACUUAGCUCACCAACCACUUGAAGACUAUCGACCUAUCAAGUUUGACUUCCCUGAUGAAGAGAUCAUGUAUCUAAAAAUGAAAGAUUGCGACGAGCCACUAUUCGGAGAAGGACCUGAUCCAGAUUCAGUAUGGGGUUUGAUAUUUGAUGGGGCUGUCAAUGUAUACGGCAACGGCAUAGGAGCAGUACUCCUUACUCCUAAGGGUACUCACAUCCCUUUCACAGCAAGACUCCGGUUUGACUGCACAAACAACAUCGCUGAAUAUGAAGCCUGCAUCAUGGGUAUUGAAGAAGCCAUUGAUCUGAGAAUCAAGAACAUCGAAAUAUAUGGAGAUUCAGCUCUCGUAAUCAACCAGAUCAAAGGAAAAUGGGAAACUCUUCAUGCAGGACUAAUACCUUAUCGAGACUAUGCAAGACGUUUAUUGACUUUCUUCAACAAAGUGGAAUUACAUCAUAUCCCUCGAGAUGAGAAUCAGAUGGCUGAUGCCUUGGCUACUUUGUCUUCAAUGAUCAAGGUGAAUCAUCACAAUGACGUGCCACUAAUCAGCGUCAAAUUCCUUGAUAGACCCGCUUAUGUGUUUGCCGCUGAAGCAGCUUUCGACGAUAAACCUUGGUUUCAUGAUAUUAAGGUGUUUCUCCAAACUCGAGAGUAUCCUCCUGGAGCAUCCAACAAAGAUAAGAAGACUCUCAGAAGAUUAUCUAGUAAUUUCUUCUUGAAUGGAGAUAUCUUGUACAAAAGAAACUUUGACACGGUCUUGCUCAGAUGUGUAGACAAAUAUGAAGCUGAUUUAUUGAUACAUGAAAUACACGAAGGAUCCUUCGGAAUUCAUCCUAAUGGGCACACAAUGGCUAAAAAGAUAUUGCGAGCAGGCUACUACUGGAUGACAAUGGAAUCAGAUUGCUACAAGCAUACCAGAAAGUGUCACAAGUGUCAGAUAUACGCCGACAAGAUUCAUAUGCCGCCGACUACACUCAAUUUACUUUCCUCUCCGUGGCCUUUCUCUAUGUGGGGCAUUGACAUGAUCGGAAGGAUUGAGCCCAAAGCUUCAAAUGGACACCGUUUUAUCCUAGUGGCUAUUGACUACUUCACUAAGUGGGUUGAGGCCGCAUCAUAUGCCAAUGUGACCAAGCAAGUAGUGGUCAAAUUUAUCAAGAAUCAUAUCAUUUGUCGCUAUGGCAUCCCCAACCGGAUCAUCACCGACAACGGAACAAAUCUAAACAACAAGAUGAUGAAAGAAUUGUGUGAUGAUUUCAAGAUCGAGCACCAUAACUCUUCACCUUACAGACCCCAAAUGAAUGGUGCUGUCGAAGCUGCAAAUAAGAAUAUAAAGAGGAUUGUCCAGAAGAUGGUGGUGACUUAUAAAGAUUGGCAUGAAAUGCUUCCCUUUGCAUUACAUGGAUAUCGUACUUCUAUACGCACAUCAACAGGGGCAACCCCUUUAUCCCUGGUAUAUGGUAUGGAGGCAGUACUUCCUGUAGAAGUCGAAAUUCCAUCAUUGAGAGUCCUAAUGGAGGCUGACUUAUCAGAAGCUGAAUGGGUUCAAAAUAGAUACGACCAGUUGAAUCUAAUCGAAGAAAAGCGCAUGACAGCCCUAUGUCACGGACAGUUAUAUCAAAAAAGGAUGAAACAGGCUUUUGACAAGAAAGUUCGUCCCCGUGAGUUUAAAGAAGGUGAUCUCGUGCUCAAAAAGAUUUUCUCUUUCCAACCAGACUCCCGAGGCAAGUGGGCUCCUAAUUAUGAAGGACCGUAUGUUGUUAAAAAGGCCUUCUCAGGUGGUGCCAUGACUAUACAAACCAUGGACGGUGAAGAACUUCCACGACCUGUGAACACGGAUGCAGUCAAGAAAUACUUUAUCAAAGGAAAAUGGGAGACUCACCAUGAUGGUUUGGUACCUUACAGAGACUAUGCAAGACGUCUUUUGACUUUCUUCAACAAGGUGGAGCUGCACCACAUUCCUCGGGAUGAGAAUCAAAUGGCAGAUGCCCUAGCUACUUUAUCUUCAAUGAUCAAAGUGAAUCGUGGCAACGACGUGCCACUAAUCAGUGUUAAAUUCCUUGAUAGGCCUGCUUAUGUGUUUACAGCCGAAGCGGUUUUCGAUGAUAAGCCGUGGUUUCAUGAUAUUAAAGUGUUUCUUCAAACUCAAGAGUACCCUCCUGGGGCAUCCCGCAAAGAUAAGAGAACUUUAAGAAGAUUGUCUGGUAACUUCUUUCUAAGUGGAGAUGUUUUGUACAAAAGGAACUUUGAUUCAGUUUUGCUCAGAUGUGUGGACCGACGAGAAGCAGAUUUAUUAAUGCAUGAGAUACAUGAAGGCUCAUUCGGGACCCAUUCUAGUGGAUAUUCAAUGGCUAAGAAAGCAUUGAGAGCAGGCUACUACUGGAUAACGAUGCAUGCUGACUGCCAUCACUAUGCCAAGAAGUGCCAGAUUUAUGCGGAUAAGAUUUAUGUGCCACCGUCUAUGCUCAUUGUUAUCUCGUCACCGUGGCCGUUCUCUAUGUGGGGUAUUGAUAUGAUUGGUCGGAUCGAACCAAAAGCUUCCAAUGGAAAUCGUUUCAUACUAGUGACCAAGCAAGUGGUGGUCCGGUUUAUCAAGAACAAUAUCAUAUGUCGCUAUGGUGUCCCUAACAAGAUUAUCACGGAUAAUGGUACGAAUCUGAACAAUAAAAUGAUGAAGGAAUUAUGUGAUGAUUUCAAUUUUGAGCAUCAUAACUCUUCUCCUUAUAGACCCCAGAUGAAUGGUGUGGUCGAAGCUGCAAACAAGAAUAUUAAGAAGAUUGUGCAGAAGAUGGUGGUCACCUAUAAGGACUGGCAUGAGAUGUUACCCUAUGCUUUGUAUGGUUACCGUACUUCAGUGCGUACUUCAACAGGGGCAACCCCUUUUUCUUUGGUGUAUGGUACGGAAGCGAUACUUCCCGUAGAAGUUGAAAUCCCGUCAUUGAGAGUCUUGAUGGAAGCUGAGUUGUUAGAGGCUGAAUGGUGUCAGAAUAGGUACGAUCAGUUGAAUUUGAUUGAGGAGAAAUGCAUGGCUGCUUUGUGUCACGGACAACUAUAUCAGACAAGGAUGAAACAGGCGUUUGAUAAGAAGGUUUGUCCCCGUGAUUUUAAAGAGGGAGACCUAGUGGUCAAAAGUAUCAAGUCUUUUCAACCAGACCCUAUGUAG
Molecule: messenger RNA, 8148 nt
Organism: Medicago truncatula (barrel medic)
Lineage: Eukaryota; Viridiplantae; Streptophyta; Magnoliopsida; Fabales; Fabaceae
Exons: 4
Biological process (GO): proteolysis; DNA integration
Molecular function (GO): RNA-DNA hybrid ribonuclease activity; nucleic acid binding; aspartic-type endopeptidase activity
Source: RefSeq, a predicted model, not a curated record